Messenger RNA from Fulmarus glacialis (Northern fulmar), 402 nucleotides. RefSeq names its product receptor accessory protein 6 (gene REEP6). The record is from RefSeq and is a predicted model, not a curated record. The annotation marks the transcript as partial. NCBI's taxonomy places the organism in Eukaryota, Metazoa, Chordata, Aves, Procellariiformes, Procellariidae. The transcript has 3 exons.
GUUCUGUGGCGUUCCUGGGGCUGUACCUGGUGUUCGGCUAUGGCGCCUCGCUGCUCUGCAACCUCAUCGGCUUCGCCUACCCCGCUUAUGUCUCCAUCAAAGCCAUCGAGAGCUCCAGCAAGGAGGACGACACCACGUGGCUGACGUACUGGGUGGUGUACGGCGUCUUCAGCAUAGCCGAGUUCUUCUCCGACACCUUCCUCUACUGGUUCCCAUUCUACUACGUUGGGAAGUGCCUGUUCCUGGUGUGGUGCAUGGCCCCCGUGUCCUGGAACGGGUCGCAGGUGCUCUACCAGAAUGUCAUCCGGCCCUGCUUCCUCAGGCACCACCAGACCGUGGACAACGUGCUGGGCCACCUCAGCACCAAAGCCCUGGACGCGGCCUCCAGCGUCACUCGAGAAG